This is a messenger RNA of Tetranychus urticae (two-spotted spider mite), 2552 nucleotides long. The record is from RefSeq and is a predicted model, not a curated record. NCBI's taxonomy places the organism in Eukaryota, Metazoa, Arthropoda, Arachnida, Trombidiformes, Tetranychidae.
AACAAACUGUAAUAUUGUGUAUUAUUGUGACAAUUAAUUGCCCAGUUAUGUCAUCUAAUUUGCUUGAUUUGAAGCUACAUUUUUACACUUUGAUCUUUUUCUUGUUCAUGAUCAUGGCAAGAUGUCUAUUGGAUAAAAAGAAAUUAUCCAGGAACAGAUGCCGAUUGAAUCACUUUCAAAGCCAUUUUUCGUUAGAUCUUACUAAGAAUUUAUUGGAAGACUUCGUUAAAUUAUUCAAACAUACAUGUAUCGAUACGCUUUGUUUUUGGCUGCAAUCGCUUCGAACCGGGAAACAAACAACUGGAUAUGUUCAAUUAUGAUGGAUGAUGUAAAACAAACAUCAAAUUGUUUUUAUAUAAUCGACUGAAAAGGGUGCAGAGUUAAUUGUACCAUACCAAGCCAGGUGAUUUGACUAAUUAUAGAAACAAAUUGAGAAACAAAAGCAGCUAAUUCUUAUUUUACACUCCUUUCAAUUCGUUCCUCUUCUCACUACUCCAGUUCUCUCCUUAGAUGAAUCAAUAAUCUUAAAAUGUAUCCUGUUUGUAAUUGCAGCUGUGAAAGUAUCAUUACGAUUUCAUACAAUACAAAAGAAUCUUGUCAGUUAUUGAUCUUGAUCUCUUAAUAUUUGGAACCAAAUGCCAUAUAUCCAGCAUGGAUAAAAUUUUGACUCUUUGUGCCAUUCUCGUUUUACUUAAUCCACUUUUUAUCUCUGUUUCGUGUGAAUAUUGUGAAAAUAUCUUGUGCAAAAAUAAUAACGACGAUUAUUGCGUUCGCGCUUGCAGUGAAUAUGGGUGUGAUUAUGAAGGAGCAAAGUGCAUUGAACAUGCCAAAUAUAGUUUUAAAUUUUCCUUUGUUGAUCGAGCUGGUUUUUGUAUGUGUAGGCCAACUAUAGCAUCUGGUUCAUAUAUGCUGCAAAGUAUGUUGAGGGGAUAUCAUUGACCGCCGAUUUCCAAUUGAUUUUGUGUGCAGAAUCACUAACGGGAAAAGAUGGCCAAGGAACGAGAUGACACCGAGACGAGAACCAACAAAAUUACAAGACUUUUCAAUUUUUUCAACAGGUUAACAAAGUAGACUUUGAUUUGUUCUUCAAAACGCUUGUUCAUUCAUGAUAUAUUGUUACCAUGCUAAUUAAAACUGGCUGAUCUGGAGAAGGAAGCUAUGAAUAAAUAAUUGUUGAUGUAUUAUCAAUUAAUCUUGUCAGUCGGUGAAUUGGUGAGUCUGUUGGAUUGUUAAGGGAAGCGAUUGGUUUCAAAUCAUUUUAAUCCAAGUUUUUGAAUUAAUUGUGAUUCAACUCUCGGCUAACUAACUACUAAUUGCAAAUUAUAAAUCGUUCCUAGUCUUUGAUUGUUGUGAUUCGGUUAUUCCAUUAUUUCGACAGUCCUUUUGAUUAUAAUCCGGUCAUUAUUAUUAAAAGUAUUAACACUCAAAGGAAAUCAUGGCAACUGCUUGGGAAAUGAGUGACGAGGAUUUUGUUAAAAUAAAAUCAAUUCGAGACAUUUUCGAUAAAGAGUACCAUGAAAAUAGUGACUUAUAUGAAAAAGAAGAUUAUUCCCGAGUAAUGGAGAACGAUUAUCUAGUUUGGAGAUUCUUGGAUGAUAAAGAUGGGCGACUAGAGGAUGCUACAAAGAUGUUGGUUCGUUCAAUGAGAUGGAGAAAGCAAGUAGGUGUUAAUUCAAUCAAAGAAACUGAUUUUCCCCGGGAGUUUUUCCGUAUUGGUGCCAAUCACAUGUACGUUAAAGACAAGAAAGGCAUGAUUACCUAUUAUUCUCGUUUAUGUGUCCCACCGGUGCCAAAAGAGUUUAUGCCCCUUAUGACACGCCUUUGUAUAUUUGGUCUUGAGAUGAUUGAUCGAAUUGCUUUAUCAACAAGAAUGAAAUUUGGUUUAAUUUAUGAUUGUCGUAAUCCUGCAGUCACAGCCAUGGAUAUGUCGUCUUUAAGAGAAACCAUGUCUUUCAUUCAAGGCAAUUAUCCUAGUUCUGUUGGCUAUAUGGCUUAUUAUGAGAUGCCAGUGGUCCUUAAGGCGGUUUACAAAAUGGUCAGAACCUUUACACCUCCAAAACUCCGUGAAUUGGUAAUCUUUGUCAACCGUAAUAAUAUUGAUGAUCAUAUUGGAUUGGAAAAUGUUCCUGAAUAUAUGGGUGGAACAUGUGACGUUCCUUAUUAUGCUGAUAUGGAUCAUUGCCCAUCAUUGGAGGAAGUUGCAACCAAAGAAGGAAUCAAUCAUGAAGCAGUGGAUGAAUUUUAUCACAUUUAUGCACAAUAUUUGGACGAAUAUCAAAGGAAAAGAGAUGAAAGGGAAAAGGCUGCUGCUGAUGAGAUCAAUAAUCCGGAAUCUGUUUCAACAUAUCUUUGAGAUUUAUAGGCAUUCCUCCUGAAAGUUUACUUUUCUGCUUACGGUAUCCAAAUUGAUUGAUGAUUAUACAAAUAGUUGUUCCAUCUAAUACAAAUUCGGCUUCGCUUCGCUCAUUUUUAUAAAAGACAGAUUAGCUUUAUCAAUAUUCAGUCUUCUCUAGAAAAUAAAGACAAAUGAAUGGGUGAAAUGAAUUUAGAAA